CUGGGCCACCGACGACGACCUUAGACAUACAACAAAAUGUCCACCGAUCUCGAAUGGCUUCUCCUCCGCGGUGGCAACUCUUUCGUCGUUAAGCGUGUGCCGGAGGGUCCGAUAUUUUCAAAGGAGCCGGGCAAUUUGCUGAACCUGCACUCGCACAAGUACUCCGGGUUGGCUAACUCGAAGACCCUCCACGUUUUUGAUAACAACUCUACGGUCACCAUCGUGCACCGCAAGAAGAGCGCAAGCAGGCACCAGGUCAAGCCUGGUUUCGCUACCUCCACUAUCCGUAGCCGUUCGGGUCCUCGCCGCGCUACUGGUGUUGCUGCAAGCUACGCGAAGCGCGGCUACAGGCCUGACCUUCGUACAGCCGCUGUCGCCCGCGUUUCGGCUCUGCUGUCCGCGCAGAAGGAACCCAAGCCCACACCGCCUAAGAAGGUUCGGGGGAAGAAGAAAAAUGCUGCUACCGCAUGAGCUUGCGUAGCUGCCCUCCAUGUAUGAUACAUAUGUGCAUGAUUAUGAUCCGCUAUCUUCG
This is a messenger RNA of Punctularia strigosozonata HHB-11173 SS5, 532 nucleotides long. Its product is annotated as ribosomal protein L28e. NCBI's taxonomy places the organism in Eukaryota, Fungi, Basidiomycota, Agaricomycetes, Corticiales, Punctulariaceae. Gene Ontology annotation, molecular function: structural constituent of ribosome. The transcript is spliced from 5 exons. Gene Ontology annotation, biological process: translation. Gene Ontology annotation, cellular component: ribosome; cytosolic large ribosomal subunit. The record is from RefSeq and is a predicted model, not a curated record. The coding region runs from base 37 to 471 and encodes 144 amino acids.